CCUCUAAAUUAUUUUAUGAUUUUCAAUCGAUUGUUUUUUUUAAGGAAACAAUCAAAGAAAUUACCGGAAAACAAAGAUUUUGUAAUAUUUUGUAUUGUAUCCUUUCAUAACUCAAAUUUUAUGUUUUGAUUUUGACAUGCAAAUCGAAUUUUGUAUGGCGAACAAUUUAAAUGAAAUUUUAAUAUGGAUAAGAAAGGUUACUAAUUCAUUAGACGACAUACCCUGGGUUCUAGUGUUUGUAUUGCUUAUUAUACAAAGUUGCAGAUUCAUCGAUCAUUUUUGGAAAAAUUUCUCAUUGUAGUGAUCGGUUUCAUGGAGAUAAUAAAAUUAUUAAUGAGGGUAAACAUGGAAUAAAUCAAAUCCGUUGACUUAUGAGACUCAAUUAGUACUAAAGAUUUAGUUCUUUCUCCCAAAUGUUACCAAUUUAUAUGGGAAAUUCAAAUUUGAGCAUCCCACGAAUUUGAUACUUAUUCUUUGUAUAUUAAAUUUGAACAAUUUACCUGAGUGUUGAAUUUAGGGUCCAAAUACAUUAUCAAAAUCCUUCAUUGAAAUGACCCCUUAAUUUACACACAAUCCCAAAUGUUUAUCUAGAUAUAAUAUAUAAAAGGUUAGCUACUAGCACGAAAAUUUUCAGUAGUGAAUAGUGAUUUUCCAAAAUUCUAUCAACACAAUGAAUAUGGGUCAUAGUACUUUGGUUUAUAUAAUUAUAUGGGUUUUACGUGGAAGGUGUGUUGAAUGCAGUUAAACAGGUGAUUCUACCUAAAAACAAAAUAUGGACAAAAGUGUAAAGCAUAUAACUAAUUUAACACGAUUCUAAAAUUGAGCAAACUCGUAAAAUCUUAACAAGAAGUUUAUUAUAAACAUCGAUUGUAACUCAUAAGCGAGUUCAAGAAUACAAACUCUCAACGACUGGUUUAACUUUACAUAAUAAGAGAAGUGUUUAAGAAUCCAAGUUCUCAAAAUCAGAGCACACAAAUGUUAUAAAGGAUAAAAAUAAAACUACAUGAAUAAAUUGGCUUCAACAUUUGCAUUAAAAUCAUGCUCAACGUCACCACUACCAUCAAAUCCACUAUAAUAUCCAUGAUUACCAUCAUCUCUUGGAUCGUCACCACCAGUAACAUCAUCACCCUCCAUCAACAAUAGGAACACCAAGAUCCGUUUCAAUAACAUAUCGUCCCUUCCUCACCAUCAACGCCUAAAUCUUCAGCUUGUUGUUCUUCUUCUUCUUCAUUGUCGAUAGCACAGAUCCAUUAAUUUUCAAAGCCCAUAUUUUUUAAGUCAAUUUCAAGCAUUCUUGAUUGCUUGGCAUUUCCCACUAGCUUGUCGUUGUACAUGACAUACAUAAGAUCGUUCAUCUUUUGUGUUAGAAAACUGCUAUUUUUCUUAGUAUGAAUCUAAAGAAAAAAUUUCACAUGUAAAAGAAUGAAUGACGAAUAAAAGGUUGUUGUUUUUUCUUUUCUUUUCUUUUCUUUUCGUUUUGUGGAAGACAGGAACUUUAUCGAAUUGGAGCAAGAAGAAUUGGGGUACUGAGCUUACCACCAAUAGGGUGUCUACCAUCACAAAGAACAAGCGGUGGAGGGCCUAACAGAAGCUGCUCAAACUCUUCUAAUCAAGCAGCCCAGCUCUUCAACUCCAAGCUCUCUGCAGUCCUUGAUUCCCUAAGCAAAACGCAUCCCGACGCGUUGUUCGUGUACUUGGAUGUCUACAAUCGUCUUACUUCCAUCAUCCACAACCCUAUUCAAUAUGGUAAACAAUUCCAUCAAGUCUUAAUACCCAAAUAUUAGAGGGGAUAAAAAACAAAAAAGAUGAAAGAACCAUUUUCCUUCCUCGUUUCAUUUUGGUUAAUGGUUGGUGCAGGAUUUGAAGUGGUAGUAAAAGGAUGUUGUGGGACUGGGACAAUAGAAGCCAGCAUUUUGUGUACUUCAGUCAGCGACUCACAAACAUGUAAAGAUGCUUCUAAGUAUCUCUUUUGGGACAGCUACCAUCCUUCCGAGAAAGGUUAUGGCAUCCUCAGCGACAUGGUCAUCAACGAAUUUGCUGCCAGAUUCAUGUGACAGUUCUCUUUUCCCUUCUCUAUAUGACCAAUCACCACAUUUUAGGGUCAAAUAAAUGUUAUGAAUUGUGACCACGAAUUUGCCACUCCUCCUCCCCAAGUAUUUUGGAGGAUACGUACACGUCAUUUUAACAGGAUUAUGUACUAUUAAAAUUGAAGCAAAGAAAUGUAGAAUUUCCCAGCUACAAGUAGUUGUUGCGUGUCCUGUGAGAUCCAGUCCAAGCACCAUAUACUAACUCGUAUUAUAUAGGGUUAGGUUAGUACUUAAUACGACGACUUUUAAUCUUGACUGUUAAAAAUAUCUAAUGGCUUAUCGCAAGAUGCCCUCAGAUUGCAGUUGUUUCCCUUUUGCUCAUAUACAAAGAAUAAUAAGAUAGAAACGGUGUUAUUGAAUACCAAACAUCAAGUUGUACAUAUCCAGAACCUCUAGGGUUCGCACAUUUAUGCAACUAAGGGAACUAGUCUGCCAUGGGGAUGAGUUUCGGGGAGUCAUCGAUUGAAACGAAACUCCCAAAGAACCCUUAGAAUUAGCGGCCACAACAUAAAAAUUGGGGUUGAUGGCGCCGAUUGCGCCACUAAUUCCUCCCAUUAAUCGGUGUUGCUCUAAGUCAGUUGGGGUACUCUGUCGAUAGAGUAACGACCCUCUAACUGCCUCCUAUUAUUGGCUACCAAGUUCUAAACCAAAGAGACCUUCUUUAUAUAGGCCUUGGAUUAGGGUUUCUGUGAGAGAAAUUCGACCUUGGCGGGUCAUCCAACCAAUCAGAAGAGUUCUUCCAUGCAGCUACUACUUAAGGAUAAUUUUGAACGCUUCCCUAACGAAUUACUUGGCCUGAAAAUGCACAGAUUGCUACCAAAAGCGUAACUUGAUAACAAAAGUAGUAUAAAACUCAUUUUGAUCAUUCACAUAUCAAAUCCAAAGUAUUACAACGCUAAAGAUGGGAAAUCAAUGCAAUUUCAAUCAUAAUACGGGAUCUAAAAUAGUAUGUUUCUUGUGUCAUCAAAGACAUCAAUAAUUCUCUAUAAAAAAAGACAUCAAUAAUUCCACAUUUUUCGAAAUAUUGUGUAACUAACUGGUUAUGAUACUAACUAACAAUACUAAAAUACUAAGGCAAAAUACACUUGUGUAGCCAAAAAUUUCGAGUUUGUGACAAUAAUAGCCAAAUUUGAAGAAAUACCACUUAUAGCCAGAAUUUUGAAAGUUUCAUGACAAAUAUAGCCAUUUCCGUUACAAACGUUAACACAGUCAGUGACACCGUUAGUUAUUUUAACAGUAUGCUUACUGUGCUGCCAACUCACCUGACACAUCAUCGACAACUCAGCCUUCGAUGACAGGUGUAUGCCACAUCAAUUUUUUAAUUAAAAUAAAUUUAAAAAAAAAACAAAAUAUGUUUUUCUCACAAACUCGUCACUGCGUAAAAGAAAAGAAGAUUCUCAAUUUCAUCGCAACCUCCGCCAUCCCCAAUUCCAUCUAAAUAUCUCACAACUCACCUGCCGCCGGCACUGUAUUAAGAUGAAACUCGUUUAACUGCCAGUGAAAGAAAUUGAUGAUGUCGGAGGGGACGGAGUAGCAGGUGAUCUUCGUCUCUUCAAUAGCAGUCCAGAAAUCCAUAAACCAAAACCCAAAAAUCAAUCCAUAGACAAAAAUCCAAAAAACUCGCUGAGAACCUUCAUCUUCGUCCUCAAAUCAAUCUGUUGCUUCCUAUGAGAGUAGUCGACGCUUUCUCCCAAUCGAUUCGUAUUCUUCCUAGUGCUCUCCGCCCGAUUUAUGGAACGCCAGUGGCUAGUGGUUAACCACUAGCCACAACGAUUUACCCACAAAACCCACAUUAACCACGUUACUUAUAUUUAUUUCUUCAAAUACUUUGUAACCCACAUUAACCACAUUAGUUAUAUUAGUUUGUGAAACUUGGAAGACUAAGAAUUAAAGUAGAUACCAAAAUCAAAUACACACUUAUUCUAUAAAACAAAACCAAGUCAAUGCGCAAUGUUCAUGUGAGAUAUUUUUAUCAAAUAAGCAUUGUCCGUGUGGUAUAUGUUUAUUGUAUAACAAAACCAAGUCCAUAGAUAUAGUCAGAUAAAUUAGUCGAUUUGUUAAAAGAGGGGAAUAAUCGAUAAAAGUUAGUCUGAUACCCAAAAUAAUCUCCAUUUCUCCACGAAUUCACGAACAACACAACAUGCAACCAACUACCAACAAUACAAGACUAUAAUCGAGAAUGGAGAAUAAGCAAAUCAUUAAAAGCGGGCACCUCCACUUAUCGAGCCACUUUUGUGUUUUGUUAUUAUUGUCAUUGGAGGGGUCGUGACAUGCAACGAUGUUUGUCUGGUAAUAGAUCACUCUGCCUCUGCGUUAUCUUCAAAUCUCUUUCCAAAACCAUCUCUUCUAAAUUUACAUUAACAAACCUAUUGUAUUCGAGAUUUAUAAUUUAUUUAACACUUUAUUAACUUUCUAUUAUGCGUGUUUUUGUUUUUGUGUGAGAAGAAACACAACAUCACUACUUAAUUACAAUAUAAUUAUAUUUAAUGUGAAAUUUUUGUGGGUAUCCACAACCAACCCGCACCGGGUUGUGGUUAACCACUACCCACUGCGGGACGGGUUGUGGAUAGCAUAAUUCUACAUUUAUGGGUGUGGUUACCCGCAAAAUGUGGGGCGGACAACCACACCCACCCCCAAUUUCCACCCCUAUCUCCACCACCCUAGUCCCCCCUGAUUCAACACCAUUCAAAAACCCAUCUCCACCUCCUCUUCCACCGCUGGGGCUAGCAUCUUCCAUCACACAUGUCCUCUUUUUUCCCCAAUUAAGUGAGAAUGAAGCAAAUUGGCUCAUGCUCAAUUUCUUUUGUGGAUCUCGAUCUGGGGUAGUGGUACAAAUGACGGCGAUGCCAAGCGGCGGAGGAAAAUUACAGUCGCACCCAAAUUCGUCGCCGCCCAAAUUGCAGCUCCCAAAUUCGCCACUACCUUGAAUAUCCACCGCCCCCAAAUCACCGUCCAAAUCCCCCUUUCUCUGAAACCCUUUCCGGCUCCGGCAACUCCCAAACCCAGUCGAUGAUGGAAGAAACGCGAGCGGCGGCGUCGAGUAAGAAUCAAAGCUGCAUCGUGCAGGAGGGACAGUGGUCCAAAGAGAAGGCUUCAAAAUCAAAACAAAAAAUCGAUCUUUGACGAGUGAAAAUUCGAUUCAAAAGUGACGAACUUAAAUUCAUUUCGCCCCAGUGCUUUCUUUGCUUCCCUAGUCAAAGCCUCGCCCUAGUUAAAGCCUAGCGAGGAAAGAUGCAUCGGCGUGGAGGGGUAGUCGCUGCGAGGGAGAUUUUCGGUGGGGAGAGAGGGAGAACGCGAUGAAGAUGAGCCCCUGUUGGGGGAAGGGAAGGGGAAAGAACCGAGAGGGAAGAGAGAAAAUAAAGAAAAAUGAUUUUUUAUAUUUUAUAUUUUAUUUUUUCAGUUAAUUCCAUCUCAUAUGUUUUAUGGACUAAAAGAUUGACACACCAGCUUUUCUGUUAGUCUAGUCAGCACGUUAUUUCACACCGUCAAAGAAUUGGACGGAAGUGGCUAUUUUUGGUAUUUCGCCCAAAGUGGCUAUAUUUGACCAAACCGUCAAAGUUUUGGCUAUACAAGUGUAUUUUGCCAAAUACUAACUACAAAAUAUUCGUUUGCUUGUUGGAUUUGAAAAUGAGGGUUUUGAGUUUUCAAAACCUUUGGAUUUAUGAUGGAUUUGUUGCAUUAUGGAUUUGGAAGAGUACAUUGUUUGUGUAGUUUAUUUUUUUCAUAGAUUCAUGAUGGAUUUGUUCACAUUUUGCCUUCCAUUAUCAAAUCCCAAAUGAAAUGUGGGAUUUGCAAAUCCGUGGGGUCCACGGAUUUGGAUCUAAAAAAGGGUCCAAAUCCGUGGGCCCCACAGAUUUGUGUCCCUUAGCAAACAAUGGACUUGUGCCAAUUCAAUUAUGCUUGGGAUUUGGGUACCAAAUCCAUCACUCAAAUCCCACAAGCAAACGAUACCUAAACAAGUCCCAAAACUAGCUACUAACUACUAAAAUACUUUAAAAAAAAAACCUUUUGAGAGAUGAGCAUAGGCGGAGGGAGGCCCAUUGGGCCUUAUCCCGGGACAGGUGUAAAUUUCGGAGGAACAAAAAUCAGUCUUUUAUAUUAUAUUGGUGAUGCAAAACAACGCCUAUAGGUAGUAUUAGAGUAUUUUUGUCACUACAACACAACUCAUUAAUUAUUCAUAAAUUGACAUAAAAUUAAUUUAUUAUACUAUAAACGAAUUAUAAUUGCAAUAAAGACCUAAUCGGAUCUCUUUUCUCCUUAUGCCUAUUCGAUUUUUUCCCAACAACCCUGAAAUUGUCUAGCGACAUCGACAAUUCCACUAGUUUUGAUUCUACGAAUUACAACUGCAAAUGUAAAAAGAGCAUUUUCAGCUUUGAGUUAUAUUAAGAACAAGUUUCCAAGUCGAUUUGGCUACCAAUUUGCUAAUGCUAAUUUAGUGAGAUACAUUGAAAAAGACUUAUUUAAUAGUGUAGACGACGAAUGUUUUUGCGUUUCUUUCACAAUAUGAAAUCUCUCUGUGGUUGUUAAAAACAAUUAUCGUAUAGUCGGUUAUUUAUGAAUGAAUUAUGCAGAUAUAAUUAAUUUUAAUUAAAUAUUUACAUAUUUAUAUUAUGAAAAGAGGACAUGGGUGGUUUGAAAUGCCGGCUCCGCCACUGCUGCAGAUGAGUACGGUUUUUGUAAUUUAAGACUUUUAAGUGUUUAGUUGUUGUGUUUAUUGGUGAAUCAAUAUCAUAAAACUCAAAACAUUUCGCGAACAAUAUGUUUGACUAUCAAACAUUUUGCUAACCAAAAUCAAACCACAUACUAACAGAAGGUAAUUAUGGUUAAGCAAAGCUGGUGUAGUAGCGUGGGGUUUAGGAUUGGACCACAAAUCGGAAAAAGUUUAAAGGUAAGCAGUUGGUUAUGCUUUCUCCAUCAGCCCCCUCUUAAUUGCACCUUUUAAGUUUUCCCUUUCUUAAUUACAAUUUUAAUGCAGGAACCAAACCAUCAGACAUUCACGCCAACGCCAGUGAUAAAAAAAAACAAAACAAAAAAUUCCCAAACAGUCGCCGCCUCGUGCCAGAGGGAGUCACUAUUCCAUUACCACCACCCAUGGUUGUCACGCCGGUCGGCGUGCCACUGGUUGAACCUGGUUUAACUUGUACCGGUCAUAAAACAGACAUGACACUACUGGUAUGACCGGCAUGAUCGAUAUACGAAUUUCCAAAUAAAAUGAUUUUAUCUUAGUGAAUUUAAUUGAUAAAAAGUCAUUUAUUAUUUGUUUUAUGUGUUAAAAAGUUAGAUGUUGAUGUUGUUUGUUGGAUUCAAGUACAAAUAUUUAGGUAUUUACGUUAAAUGUCGUGUUUAUAUAUGAGUAUUUGUAAAUUAUUUGUAAUAUUAAUCAAUAUGAACCGGCACAAACUGGUAUGUACCACAGAUCGAACCAUUCCACUUGAUAAAUCAGCACACUGGCAUAAACCGGUUUGACAACCUUGCCACCACCACACCAGCCAAGCGAGGAAGGUCAAGUUCUCGUAAUACGCGAAUGUCAACAAGGGCAGUUUCGUCAUUCCGGCUAGGACACCUCCACUACCACCCCCCACACUACUCCGCUGUACAGUGCCAAAAUCCAUGGUGUUUGUCUCUCAGUGCACGGCGAGACGACGCCAGCGCAGCAGCAGCAGCAGCAGCAAGAGACAGAUUUCACCGAAAUACCAGUCACUAAAACCCAAUCUCCCUCCCCUCUGCAAAUGUGAGAGAGUGAGUGUCUUCUGUUCUCUUUCUCUUCUCCUUCCUCGUUUUCUCUCUGCUCUGGAUUUUCCUGCUCUGUGCACUUUCCGCAUACCUCCAAAUUCCCAUUUCACGAAGAGAGAGCAAAGAAGGUGAGAGAUGAAGAGAUUCAUUCUUUUUCUCAGCAGAACUCAACAACAAUGCUUCCUCUCUCUCCCUCCUCCAUGGAUUUUGACGUUUCCCCUUCUCCCUCUCACCUCUUUCCUCUUUACCCAUCUCUCUGUAUUACAUAUAAUGAUAAAUAACAGCAGUAAUAACAUUUUUGAAGAAAAAGCGGAGUUGAAAACUGUGCAGCCGUAUUUCAUUUGCAUGGAGAGAAGAUAAAAAUCGUUUGUCUCCCUCCCCACCACCACCAAUUCCCUGAAUUUCACCCUCGUUUGUUAAAAAAAUAAUCUUGUUGUGGCUCUUCCAAUUUUCAUUCGUACUCCAUUGCUUCUUGCCGGCAGGUUGCCUCUUGUUCUUUUUCGCCUGAUUCAGGCGACGGAGUCAUUAAUGGUAGAAAAAGGGGUGAGAGCCAGAACUGUGUGAAUGCUGGGUUUGCUUGCUUGUUUUUCUCUAUGUUGAGAUUUGAUUUUCCGUUUCCUUCUUCCCAAUGCCGAACGAUGCAUCUGCCUUUUUUUUUUUCUCUUCUUUUCUGGGUUUUUGCUUUUUCAUUUUGGGUCUUUGCAGAGCCAGUCAAGAAGCGUAAUGGUUAAUUCACCCAUUCCUGCUUUCUCUUUUUGUUUUUCUCACAACUUCUUCUGCUUUCUUCCUACUGCUGUGUAGCAGCUGAAGCCAGAGCUUGGGCAAAUCUACUUCUGAUCUCCCGUCGUCGCGUAGAUGCAGUUCCUGCCCAUCUAACCCAGGCUGGAAGCCCUGGAAUCGGUUCAGAUCAAAAUUACCUCAUCUUCACUUCUCGUUGCAAUCAUGCGGUAGCAGGAGUUCAGGAAGCUUCUUAAAAAUACCCAACUCCCGGCCGAUUCUGUUAGACGUCAGUGGUAAGGGAAAACCCCCACCUUCUUCUUCUUCUUUUGCCAAUUCACUCGAUUUGACGACGUGUUUUAGAGCGAACUGUGAAUUCGGCAGUAAUAGUGGAAUUUUGGUUGCACACGUUGUGUUUGAUUGUGUGCGCCAGUGGAUCUAAGAUUGAUGCUGGCCACAAGAGCAAACAGAGAAAUUUUUUACCCCCUGCAUCCUGCUGAGUAAUGGGUUAUUUCUUAGCGAUCUCUUGUGUUUUUCCCCGGCACAGGAUUAGAUUCUAUACCGUCGAGGAAGGAUGUCAGCUUGGGGUAAUUUUGGGGAGAUUGCGAAUGUGGCCCAGGUCACUGGUCUGGAUGCAGUGCGGCUAAUUGGGUUGAUAGUCAAAGCCGCCAGCACAGCCAGGAUGCACAAGAAGAACUGCAGACAGUUUGCUCAGCAUCUCAAGUUGAUUGGGGGCUUACUGGAGCAGCUUAAGAUCACCGAGCUUAAGAAAUAUCCUGAAACAAGGGAGCCGCUGGAACAGCUUGAGGAUUCACUGAGGAGAUCGUACAUUUUGGUGAAUAGCUGUCAGGACAGAAGCUAUCUCUACUUGCUUGCCAUGGGUUGGAACAUAGUCUACCAAUUCAGGAAGGCGCAGAAUGAGAUUGAUCGGUACUUGCGGUUAAUUCCUCUCAUCACACUCGUGGACAACACUCGAAUCAGGGAGAGACUUGAAGAUAUUGAGAGGGAUCAGCGCGAGUACACAUUGGAUGAAGAGGAUAGAAAGGUUCAAGAUUUGAUCUUGAAAUCUGAGUCCGUCAAAGAUCAAACUACCGUGUUGAAAAAAACUCUUUCUUGUUCGUAUCCAAACAUGUGUUUUAAUGAAGCUCUGCAAAAGGAAAGUGAGAUGCUGCAAGUUGAGCUACAGAGAUCACAAGCUAAUAUGGAUGUGAACCAAUGUGAGGUUAUCCAACAUCUGCUUGAAGUUACAGAAGUUGCAGCAGCAAAUGUUGUGCCUGAAAGAAGUUCACCCAAGAAGGCUUCAAAGAAAUCGCAGCCUGAUUUCUCAGAUAUGAACGAGAAGGAACAUACAUUUGAUGAGAGCUAUCCAAGGAAAAGUGACUCUCGUACCACCUCAAGAAACACGUCCUCAGUUUCUUCUGGGAAAGACUUGCUGUCCCGAAGAGGUUCCAGUCUUGAUGAAGAAUGGCACUCCGAUUUGCUUGGUUGUUGUUCAGAACCUGUACUGUGUAUGAAAACAUUCUUUUACCCAUGUGGCACAUUCUCAAAGAUAGCAACUGUAGCAUCAGGCAAUCACAUGUCAUCAGCAGAAGCAUGCAACGACCUGAUGGCGUACUCAUUAAUUCUUUCAUGUUGCUGUUACACCUGUUGUAUUAGAAGGAAGCUCCGCAACUUGUUCAACAUCUCUGGUGGUUUCAUUGACGAUUUUCUCUCACAUUUGAUGUGUUGCUGCUGUGCCCUUGUCCAAGAAUGGCGAGAAGUUGAGGCUCGAGGUGUUUAUGAUCCUCAUAAGACAAAAAUGAGGCCUCCACCCACGCAAUCGAUGGAAUCCUAGGAGGGUAUGGAUUCAGCAUUUGUUUGGUUGCUGCAUCAAGGUGUCCAUACAACCGUGAAAGCCAAUAUAACAUAGGCAAUGAAUGGGCUGCUUGCCGCCAUAUACCUGGAGUUUUACCUUGGUUCUACUUCUGUUCAUAAUCCCUUUUUACAUGCAGGAUUGGCAGUUUGUAAAGUAGCUAUAAGAACAUUUUUAACCUCCAGCACAUCAUGUAUCAUAUACUAGAAGUUGUUUGGAAUCAUAUAGGGUUUGCCUCGAUACAUCUUGUUCCUUAUUUGCUACUCGUGAUUUAAAUAUCUUUUUGUGAUAGUAUUUGAAAAGGUACACCCCGAUGAACUCAUGCGGUUCCGACGAGCCCAGCAAGGCAGUAGAUAAGAUAGAAGAAGGGGCCUAUACGCAGAAACUAGAUCGCUGGCAGUUGGACAAGGCGCGAUAUCUUAUCGGUCGCUCUUGAAAAAUGGAUAUCUCCAGAAAAAAAAUUUCACUUCAAU
Molecule: messenger RNA, 10862 nt
Organism: Linum trigynum
Lineage: Eukaryota; Viridiplantae; Streptophyta; Magnoliopsida; Malpighiales; Linaceae
Source: the annotation of a GenBank genome assembly